AGGACAGUUCCAGAGCAGAGGACAGACUCAGUUUGACUAUUGUCUCUGGAUAGGAAGCUGAUCUGACUCUCCCCCCCCGCAAUGGAUCUCUUGAACUGCUCCACUCCCAGAGAAACCCUUGAGAAGGUGUCGGCCUUGCUGGGCUGCAGCGCCACCUCUGCGAGAGUGGCCUCAUACCUGGACAAGCAUGACAAGCUGAGGCAUCUCAGGGGGAACUUUCAUGUGCCCAAAAUGGCAGACUUGCCUCCUUCUGAUCUUUCGCUGGUCGACGGCAACAAGAAGUGCAUCUACCUGGUGGGGAACUCGCUGGGCCUACAGCCCAAAAUGGCCCGGAAGUAUCUGGAGGAGGAGCUGGAUAAGUGGGCGAAAAUGGGCACUCACGGUCACACAGAGGGCUCGCGACCGUGGGCGUGGGCUGAAAACAACUUAGAGGAGCUCAUGGCGAAUAUUGUUGGAGCUAAACCUGAAGAGGUGGCACUGAUGAACGGCCUGACGGUUAAUCUACAUCUUCUGAUGCUGGCCUUCUACAAACCCACAGCAGCUCGACACAAAGUCCUCCUGGAGGACAAAGCUUUUCCUUCAGACCACUACGCUGUGGAGUCUCAGAUCCGGCUGCGAGGAUUCGACCCCCAGCAGAGCAUGUUGCUGCUUUCACCGAGACCGGGAGAAGACACCCUGAGAACGGAGGACAUCCUGCAGCUGAUCGAGAAGGAGGGCGACUCCAUCGCCAUGGUGAUGUUCAGCGGAGUUCAGUACUACACCGGUCAGCUGUUCAACAUGGCCGCCAUCACGGAGGCUGGGCAGAGGAAGGGCUGUUUUGUGGGUUUUGACUGCGCUCACGCUGCUGGGAAUGCCGAGCUGAAGCUGCACGACUGGGGAGUGGACUUUGCCUGCUGGUGCUCCUACAAGUAUCUGAACUCGGGCGCCGGAGGCCUUGCAGGAGCGUUUGUCCACGAGAAGCAUAAAGACAGCAUCCGACCAGCGCUGCUGGGAUGGUGGGGUCACGACCUGAAGACGCGGUUCCAGAUGAGUAACGUGUUGGAGCUGCAGCCCGGUGUGAGCGGCUUCAGACUCUCCAAUCAGCCCAUCCUACUGGUCUGCCCCCUGCAGGCCAGUCUACAGGUGUUUGCCAAGACCAGUAUGCAGGCGUUGCGCAGGAAGUCCCUCCUCCUGACGGGCUACCUGGAGUACCUCAUCCGGCAUUACUACACCGAGGACCCCACGCAGCCCGGGAAACCCCACGUCCACAUCAUCACGCCCUCGGACCCUGAGCAAAGAGGCUGCCAGCUCUCGCUCUCCUUCUCGGUCCCCAUCACCAAGGUCUUCAAGGAGCUGGAGAAGAGAGGAAUCGCAUUGGACAUGAGGGAGCCCAGCGUGCUGCGGAUCGCUCCGGUGCCGCUCUACAACUCCUUCAGGGACGUCCACACCUUCAUACAGACACUGGGAUGUGCGCUCACUGCCAGCUGCGAGUGAAGAAAGAGGAGUGGACUGAAGUUUACUGUGAAAAUGAACUUGGACUGCUGCAAAUGCACAGAGGUAUAAGAAGAUGUGAAGGAAAACUGGACUUAUUUUACAUUAUUGUCUGUAAAUGACUACUUCAAUUUAUAAUUGCUAUAUUUAAGUGUACAUGUCCAUAUGUGGAUGGAGAGAGGAAGUGGAGACAUGUCAUUGUUAGUCAGGACAAUGUAGUGAGCUCACUGGCUAAUUAACCAAAAACCUCUUUUUAAAAUGAAACUCUGCAUCAUUAGUCAGAACAUAUUACAUCACAUGUCAUUUGCAAUUUAUUGAGCAUGUUUUCACACAAGAAUAAAAAAAAAUGAAGCAUUUGCUUCAACUGUCAA
Molecule: messenger RNA, 1841 nt
Organism: Limanda limanda (common dab)
Lineage: Eukaryota; Metazoa; Chordata; Actinopteri; Pleuronectiformes; Pleuronectidae
Gene: kynu
Product: kynureninase
Exons: 14
Coding region: 82-1473 (463 amino acids)
Biological process (GO): NAD+ biosynthetic process
Cellular component (GO): cytoplasm
Molecular function (GO): pyridoxal phosphate binding; kynureninase activity
Source: RefSeq, a predicted model, not a curated record